This is a messenger RNA of Amphimedon queenslandica, 6129 nucleotides long. RefSeq lists its product as uncharacterized. The coding region runs from base 2349 to 6122 and encodes 1257 amino acids. The record is from RefSeq and is a predicted model, not a curated record. Lineage: Eukaryota; Metazoa; Porifera; Demospongiae; Haplosclerida; Niphatidae. The transcript has 2 exons.
UCAACUGCCAACUCAACAAUAUCUCUACCACUAUGUUAUGGCUCUAGAACUGGAGAUGCAUGUGGUGAAUGUAUUCCUAAUUACAGUGUAGUGUUUGGUUCUACUGAGUGCAAGGACUGCUCUAGUAUUUUUUGGCCAUUCACAAUUAUUCUCUAUAUAAUAGCUGGUCCUCUUCUUGUUUUGCUUCUGCAUACCCUCAAACUAACUCUAACAACUGGUACACUCAAUGGUAUUAUAUUCUAUGCACAAAUUGCUAAUAUUGGUAUUGUCCAUUACUUCAAUAUACCAUGCAUUGAAUGUGCCAAGGAAUUAGUAUAUCUUAUUAGACCUGCAAGUGUAUUCAUAUCAUGGCUAAACCUAAACCUUGGUUUUCCACUUUGUUUCUAUAAUGGAAUGACUGAGAUAUUGAAAGCUGGACUAAGCUUGCUAUUUCCUGUUUACCUUAUCCUUAUUGUUGGCCUCCUUAUUAUACUGAGCCGCUAUUCAGUUACAAUAUCGAAUCAUUUCUCUCGUUCGUCAAUUCAAGUACUUGUCACUAUUGUUCAUCUUUCAUUCACAAAACUUCUUCAGUCAGUUCUUGAUGUCUUCAGCUCAGCACAAUUUUACACAGAAGGUGUUGAUGUGCCCAAAACAAUAUGGUAUAACAAUGGAACCAUAGCAUACAGCAGUGAGAGUCAUAAAUGGUUAUUGGUAAUAACAUCAAUCGUAGCUGGAUUGAUUUUGAUACCAUAUUUUAUCAUAAUGUUGCUGGGGAACUUUUUAUUGAAAUUUGACAAGUUCAGGGAAUAUAUUCGUCCAUUUUAUGAAGCGAUUCAUGCUCCUUAUAGAAGAAACAAGUGGUAUUGGUUUGCACUGCAUCAACUCUUUGUUCUGCUUACUUAUGUGUCUCAAACUUUCAGUAAAGGACGAAUACCACUGUUCCUCUCUCUCCUUCUCAUUUAUCACAUUUUGUUUUAUCUUCAUACAAGAUCAACACCUUUUAGAUACAAGAUACUCAACUGGCUAAAUCUAAUGAUACUCCUUGCUCUUAAUAUUGUGUUUCUGGUUUCACAAUAUCUGUAUUUGACUAAUGGUUCUCCAAAACAACUUGUAAUGUUCUUUGCUAUUGCAAAUUAUCCUAUUAUUGCAGUAUUCAUGCUGAUCAUUGCUUAUCACAUCUUACUAGUUACUAAUAAAGUCAAUCAAGUGUUGCUGUUGUAUCAAAAUGUCAUGGAACGUUUUCCUGGUCUUAAACAGAAGAGGCAGUAUAAUCAAAGAAGGCGUCCAUAUUAUGUGUGCAGUGAUUCAGGGGAUUAUACUGAGGCCAGGGAACCACUCCUUGAACAAACUUUAAUUAACUAAUGCUUGAUCCAAUUUUAAUAAUUUUAAACUUCUUUUUUAUAAUAAAAUAAUUAUUAUAGAAAUACAUGGCUAAUCUAUGCUUUGAUUGAGCACAAAUUUUUGAGUCCCUUCUGUGUAUGGUUAUUGAAUCAUUUUAUUGAUUGUGACCACUCCUUUCUGGAAUAUUUAUACAUAUAAGUUUGUUUUGAUUGACUGCCUCUAUUUUGUAUACUAAUUGGGUAUGCUAAUAUCACUUGAUAAUCAUGUCAGACUAUUAGAUAAGGAAAAUGGAGAAUUGCUUAACACAUUAGCCUCCUCUCUCUCUCUGACUUCACCCCAUCGCACUUUUUGCAUUAUUUAGUUUUGUCUUUCUUCCUAUUUUACUGUCAAAGGUUCAAAGGUCAUUCCAAUACAGAGCAUACUCAUGAUGAUUAAGUGGGUCAGAGGAUGAAAAGAUUUACUUUUGGAAUUUACUAGAAGGAAAUGUAGUGCAGACAUUAAAGCAGAGUCCAUCUUCAUCUUGCAAUAUCAUCCUAAUGCAGCAUCUGAAGGACCAGUGAAGGUAUGAAAGAGACAAGAAGACAUGAAGGAAGAUGAGGAUGAAGAUGAUUAGGUUACACGUUAUCAGUCUUUUAUCAAUAAGGAGUGAUGAAUUGCUUCUUUUUCCAUGUUCUCAUUACUUUAUACAGCACUUUCAGUCACAGGGAGCACAUUCUUAGCCAACUGUUAAAAACUUAAUAUUAAUGAUUUUUAGAGAAAAGUACAUUCAUAUUGUACAUAAAUGCUGAACAAUAAGGAUUUUGCUCUUCACAGCUAACAUUUUUUCCUUAAUUGGUGAUGUUGAAACACUCUAUUCACAAUUGCAUGUGCUAGAUAGGGAUUUUGGACCCAUUGAUUUGUCAACAGUGAAAUGGUUUGCCAAAACUAUUGUCUCACCAGUUAAUUUUACUUUCAGUUUUUCUGUUACUGUUUAAGCAGUGGCUCUCACUUCAAGUUCGUUCAAUCUUUUUGAAAUACUACCUACAAACAUGUAUCGAUUCAUGCUCUUCCUUCUUGCUUUGCCUUUGGUUCCUGCUGCUGUCUUUGUUAACACUAGCCAUCAACUGGAAGGAAUUUUAUGUAAUGAAACUAAAAUAUUAACUGACAAUCUUUUUCUUCACCUUGACACCAGCAUUACUCACCAGAUCACGUCUAAUGGUGUUUUCUGUCCAAUUAAUAUGAAUCACUAUUCUCUCACUAUUACAAGUGACUCCAAUGAUUCAUUUGCUGUUAUUAGUUGUACACCUAGUGACAAGUACUGGACAAGAGGGUUUGCAUUCUAUAGCACCAAUGGAUCACUAACAAUGAGAGGACUCCAUUUCACUAACUGUGGUACUAAUCUCACUACAUUACAUAGUAACAUCAUUAAUUCUACCACUUCUUCCAUUUAUUUUACUAAGUAUCAUGCUGCUGUACUAGUAUUGACUGAUAUUGCUAGUAUUACUGUUAGCAAUGUCACUAUCAUGAAGUACAGUGGUUUUGCGAUAGUAGCAGUUAAUCUUCCUUAUGCUGUGUUUGAUUACCUUGAGGUCAGUUACUCACAACAAACCCAAUUUGGAAUUGGUAGUGGAUUAUUACUACUUUUUUUCAAUCGUAUUGCAAGAGAAACCACAAAUGAUCAAACUCAAUAUCAAGUAAAUCUUUCUAAUUCGAUUUUUCAUGAAAAUACCAUUCAAACACACCAUCAUCGUAUUCGUAAUCAUUGUGCUGGAAUGAUGUAUCGUAGGCUGUCAAAUAUGCCUGUUGUCAAUGCUGCAGCUGUUACAAUACUAUUCACACAAAAUGACACUGCUCCUGCUAUUGUCAGGAUUCUAAAUAACAGUUUUACUUUCAACAAUGAAUAUUAUGCUGGAGCAAUGUUGAUUCUUAGUUCCAAUUCAUCUAUUAAUUCAAAAACAAUAAUUGAUGGCUCUUAUUUUGAACACAAUUUUGUACAGUAUUCAUGUAAAGGAGGUGCAAUAUCUGCAUCAUUCUUUUUUGACAGAAGAAUGUUAACAAAGAGAUACAAUCCAUUAGUAAUUACCAAUUCAAACUUUAAAAGCAACGGAUUCGGUGAUGGUACAAUAUGGACUUCAGGAGCAAUAGCAGUAAUAGCAUUGAAGCAUAUUGAUGGCUCUGAACCAAAAGGUGUUGUUGCUAUCUUAUUUCACUAUCUUAAAUUUGAACAUAACACUUCUCCAAAAUCUGGAACAUGCUUGUAUGCUGUUUCAAAUACUUUUCCUAAUAAAAGUAGUAACUAUUUCACUAUUUUCUUUGACUCAAUAGUUGCUUACAGCAAUCCAAAUCUGACUGUGAAGGGGUUAUUUAGUAAUUUCAAUCCAGCGAGCAUAUUUCACUUUGAUAAUAUUAUUGAUGUUUUUAUUAAUGGAAGUGUGGCUAAGCCUGGCAACUUUUCACACAACUAUGGUGCUGUAUUUGAAUUGCUGAGAUCAUAUGCAGUGCUUGAAGGACAUCUCCUAUUUAAUGCAAAUAUUGCUAACCAUGGUGCAGGAUUUCUGCUCAUCGAAGAUAGUGUAAUUUUUCUCAAGAAAGGACUAAAAGCUCAUUUUACUAGUAACACAGUUCAGUCUCUUGGAGGAGCCAUUUAUUCAGUGAAUGAUCUUAAUAAAGAAGCAAAAUGUACAUUUCAGUUGUAUUUCAAUGAAGAUGAUAAAAACAUCAGUUUAACUUUCAGUAACAACACAGCUGCACUAGCAGGGAACUCUGUAUAUUCAACAAACCUCUUUGAUUGUUACAAUAAGGAUUCUGUAAAACUUCAUCAUGGUACAUUAGUCAAAAUGUACCAUGCAAUAUUUAAAAAUAUUUUUCCAAGUGACAUAGCUUCUAAUGCUAAAUCAAUGCACCGUUGUAUGAAUAAAGAUGACCUGCAUGAAAUUUACCCAGGGGGGUCAAUACAUAUACCAUUAAAUGUUGUUGAUCUGAAUGGUAGCUUGACAUAUGGAAUUUUAACAGUGAUUCCUGUAGAAAAGGUAAACUUUUUUAAGAAAUUAAACUGGUGGUUUUCAGACUAUCAAGGAUCAUUUAUUAUUAAAGGAAAAAAGAACUGCACAACAGUAAAUUUAACAAUACAUACAACUGAUGUUACAACACUGAAUAAUGAGUCUUUGCUUCUGCUUAGUAUUUCACAACAAAACACAAUUGUUGAAGUGAGAGUCAAACUGAAAAGUUGUCCUCUUGGUUUUAAAUUGAGUGCAACUGGAAGUUGUGUGUGCUCUGAUCUUGUAACAAAAUUUAAUCGACAAAUAACAUGUGACAUUGAAAAUAACACAUUUAUUAAACCUGGUGAUUUGAAUGUUUGGAUGGGCAAUUUAACCAAAAGGAAUAACUUUUCAAUUGCUUACUGUCAUCCUUCUUACUGUAACAUUGGGUCUGAGCUUGAUUUGAUACAACUUAACUCAAUGGGUUCAUAUCUUGGCUCAACCAACUCAACAAUAUCUCUACCACUGUGUUAUGGCUCUAGAGCUGGAGAUGCAUGUGGUGAAUGUAUUCCUAAAUACAGUGUAGUGUUUGGUUCUACUGAGUGCAAGGACUGCUCAAGUAGUUUUUGGCCAUUCACAAUUCUUCUCUAUAUAAUAGCUGGCCCUCUUCUUGUUUUGCUUCUGUACACCCUCAACCUAACUCUGACAACUGGUACACUCAAUGGUAUUAUAUUUUAUGCACAAAUUGCUAAUAUUGGUAUUGUGCAUUACUUAGAUAUACCAUGUAAUGAAUGUACCGAUAAAGUAAUGUAUCCUAUAAAAUUUGUAAGUGUAUUCAUAUCAUGGCUAAACCUAAACCUUGGCUUUCCACUUUGUUUCUAUAAUGGAAUGACUGAGAUAUUGAAAGCUGGAUUAAGCUUACUUUUCCCUGUUUAUCUACUCCUGAUUGUUGGCCUCCUUAUUAUACUGAGUCGCUAUUCAGUUAAAAUUUCAAAUCGUUUCUCUCAUUCAUCAAUUCAAGUUCUUGUCACUAUUGUUCAUCUUUCAUUCACUAAACUUCUUCAGUCGGUUCUUGAUGUCUUCAGUUCUGCAGAAAUUUUUAUAGAAGGUAUUGAUGUACCCAAAAUUGUAUGGUAUAACAAUGGAUUUAUAGAAUACAAUAGUGAGAGUCAUAGAUGGCUAAUGGUAGUAACAUCAAUUGUAGCUGGAUUGAUCCUGAUACCAUAUUUCAUCAUAAUGUUGCUGGGGAACUUUUUAUUAAAAUUUGACAAACUCAGGGAAUAUAUUCGUCCAUUUUAUGAAGCGAUUCAUGCUCCUUAUAGAAGAAACAAGUGGUAUUGGUUUGCAUUUUAUCAACUCUUUGUUCUGCUUACUUAUGUGUCUGAAACUUCCAGCAAAGGACGAGUACCAUUGUUCCUUUCUCUCCUUCUCAUUUAUCAUCUUUUGCUUUAUCUUCAAACAAAAUCAGCACCUUUCAGAUACAAGAUCCUAAAUUGGCUGAAUCUAAUGAUACUCCUUGCUCUUAAUUUUGUGUUUCUGGUUUCACAUUUCAUGUAUUUGACUGAUGUUUCUCCAAAGCAACUUGUGAUGUUCUUUGCUAUUGCAAAUUAUCCUAUUAUUGCAGUAUUCAUGAUGAUCAUUGCUUAUCACAUCUUACUAGUGACAAAUAAAGUCAAUCGAGUGUUGCUGUUGUAUCAAAAGGUUUAUCAAUUAAAGGAACGCUUUCCUGGUUUCAAAAAGAAGAAACAGUAUAAUCAAAGAAGACGUCCAUAUUAUGGGUGUAGUGAUUCAGGUGAUUAUACUGAGGCCAGGGAACCACUCCUUGAACAAACUUUAAUUAACUAAUGCUUGA